Molecule: messenger RNA, 891 nt
Organism: Sabethes cyaneus
Lineage: Eukaryota; Metazoa; Arthropoda; Insecta; Diptera; Culicidae
Exons: 3
Coding region: 24-749 (241 amino acids)
Source: RefSeq, a predicted model, not a curated record
CAAUCCAUAUAAAAUUUAAUAUAAUGAUAUCAUUUUACGUGCUGGACUGCUUUGAUUCAGUAGAUAAAUUUGUUAUUUAUCGAAGUUGUGUGAAAAAACGUGAAAAGGUUUGUACAGAGGGUUCACCGUUGGAAAAACAUUCCGAGCAUUCUAGGACGGUCGUUUGCACUGAUCCGAUAGAGCUACAUCGUUUUCUAGUAGAGUUGUAUUACUUCCAAGCAUAUCGAUUACGCAUCUUGAAUGCUGUCUAUAAUUUUGUCGGUGGAAGGCCCAACUGCUUGGUUAUUAAACUUCAUUCUCCAGGCAAACAACCUCUGGACUACAAAUGGGGUGAACGAGCUAACCGUAUGAUAUGGGAACGGAUUGAGACGGACGAAAUGAUGUCCUGGUUGUCGACGCUUGGUGGAGCAUUUUCAGCGUUGGGAGAUUAUAAAUUAGAUUGCGCUAACAUUGCCGGUCGAAUUUCGAUUCAACAAAUGAAGUUUGCGAUGCGUGUUGGUGAACCAUCCCUAAUUGCAAGGUGUAAGCUAUACCUGGCGAUUGCGAUGAUACAGAGGUACAAUUUUGCCGGCGCCAAACAGAUGGUUGUGCAAAUCUACCGAACGGAGAAGCAUCAAUACGAACCGGAUACUCGGUUGCUCAAAAUGUGCCUAGGAAUUUGGGCUAAACUCAAAUAUGAGUAUGAGCUAUAUCAGAAGCGAUUGAAUCGACCGAAGGAACACAGUCAUUUUAAAAUUUUAGGAUGCUGAAGAAAAUAUUUGAUUUUUUUCUAUUACGUAGACCGAUUAGGUGAGAUUAUACGGAAUAAAAACUUGGAUUGUGAUUUCAGAGCGAUUUAUAAUUGCCUUUCUUCGAAAAUGAUUAAAAGCAACUCCCACGAUUUGCUUUAUU